Verruconis gallopava is the source of this 336-nucleotide messenger RNA. RefSeq lists its product as uncharacterized. The record is from RefSeq and is a predicted model, not a curated record. The coding region runs from base 1 to 336 and encodes 111 amino acids. The transcript has a single exon. Lineage: Eukaryota; Fungi; Ascomycota; Dothideomycetes; Venturiales; Sympoventuriaceae.
AUGUCGGCACGGCGAGCGCGUGCGUCAGGGGAGCCCCUCUGCCUUGCUCUAUGGCGUCUGUUGCUGCUCGCGAGGGUUGCUGCUCGCGAGGGACUGCUCGAGUCAGACGAGCGAGGUAAGAUAGACAAGGACCUUCCUCCCCUGCCCAAGGACGUCGCAGUCGACGUCCGCAACGGCAAGAAGGAGGAGGGCGAUCCAUCAGGGCCGAACCGCUCCCAGCAGCAGGCACCCCAGAACCGCCGUGCCGCUUUUGCGGACGUCCCCGUCGCCGCUGCCGUUGUCUGUUCGACGGCGGCCCAGGCCGUCAACGAUUCGUCUCGCACGAGCAGGUCGUGA